Molecule: messenger RNA, 230 nt
Organism: Racocetra fulgida
Lineage: Eukaryota; Fungi; Glomeromycota; Glomeromycetes; Diversisporales; Gigasporaceae
Source: the annotation of a GenBank genome assembly
AAUCCCUGGAAGAACCACCGAAAGAACCACUGAAAAAUGACGAAGAAUCCUUGAAAAACCCACCGAAAAACGACGAAGAAUCCUUGGAAACCCCACCGAAAAACGAUGAAGAAUCCUUGGAAGAACCACCAAAAAAUGACGAAAAAUCCUUGGAAGAACCACCGAAAAAUGACAAAGAAUCCUUGGAAGAACCACCGAAAAACAACAAGAAUCCUUGGAAGAACCACUAA